GUCGCCCUAACGUCACAUCCGUGAAGCCUGGUAGCUUCUGGCAAGUACCAGAGCUUGCACUCGGAAGUCAUUUGCAUGUUAUUUGAUGAUAAGAAACAGCUGCAUAUACUGGAUAAGUUGAAAGGAUAGUGUGACGUUAAAGGAACAUCAUGGAGGAACAAACUGCAGACAUAGAGGUGACGGUCAAAACACUAGACUCCCAAAGCAGAACAUACACUGUUGGUGCUCAAUUGACAGUGAAAGAGUUCAAGGAGCACAUUGCCCCUUCAGUGGGUAUCCCUGUGGACAAGCAGAGGCUGAUCUACCAGGGCAGAGUCUUACAGGAUGAAAGGACUCUGGCAGACUACAAUGUGGAUGGCAAGGUGAUACAUCUCGUGGAGCGGGCGCCCCCUCCACCCUCCCAGCCCGGCUCAGGGUCAGGAGGCACGUCAGCCGACAGUGGACCCUCCUCUUCCUCCCAGGGCACAUCACAAGUGCCUCCACAUGAUCGCAAUGCUAACAGCUACGUAAUGCUUGGCACCUUCAACCUCCCUGUCAACAUAAUGGACCCCCAGCAGAUACAGAUGUCUGUUCAGCAGAUGGUGUCUGGUAUGGGAGAGAAUGCCAGGAAUGCCAGAGUCACAACCAGCACUGGGAGCAAUGGGUCCGUGAAUGUGCACAUUGACAUGGACCAGCCAGUGCAGAGCGAGCCGAGGCUGAGGCUGGUGCUGGCUGAGAACCUGCUCCGGGACAUCAAUGAUGUCAUCCACAGGAUGGAGGGUCGGCCGAGCGACUCAUCCGCCCAAACGGAGACAACUUCUGCUGCUGCUGCUGCUGCCGCUCCCCCUCCUCCCUCAUCUUCAUCUACCACCUCCACUCCCUCCCCCUCUGCCCAGCCCAUGGACACCUCCCCACCUCCAACAACUCCCCCAACUCCCCCACCUCCACCCACCUCUUCAGCACAAUCUGAGGGACCAACACCCCAACCUGGACCUAAUCACCCCAGCCCAGCCGAGCUGGCGGAGAUGUUGUCUGAGCUGCGGAGGGUGGAGGAGAGACUGCAGCCCUUCAUUCAGAGAGCUCACACCAUCCUUGAGACUGCUACCACCGCAGAAUACAACAAUAAUACGGAGAGAGAGGAGGACCAGCGCACUCUCAUCCUGACAUGGGAGUGUCUCCGUCUCCUUGGUAACGCCCUUGUGGCCCUCAGUGACCUGCGAUUGAACCUCAUGAGCCCUGUGCCCCGCCACCUGCAUGUGGUCCGGCCGUUUUCCCACUAUGCCACCCCAGUCACUCUGCCUGGAGCUGUGCACCACCACAUCCCAGUCCAAAUGAACCUGGGAGCCACAGUGACUGUUGCGGGUAAUAGCACUGAGGGACAGGCCUCGUCCACCCAACCGGCCAGCCAGUCGGAGCAGCCAGGUGAUGGACAGACUCCGCCACCACAUAGUUCCCCAUCCAAUCAGCAGGCUGGACCGGGACAGGCUGGCCCCCGUGUCAUCAGGAUCAGCCACCAGGCAGUCCCGGUGGUCAUGAUGCAGAUGAACACAGAUGGACCAGGUGCAAACCCUGCUGCAGCUGGACAGCAAAUUCCUGGACAACCAGGUGCCCUCCCCCCCGACUUUAUGCGAAAUCUCAUGCAACAGAUCAGCCAAUAUGCUGCCGCCGUAGCUACUAGUGCCGCUACGGCCACUGCCACUGGCCAACCAAUCCCGCCCCAGCCCACUCCUCCUGGCUACAGCUCCACAGCCAACUCCUCGACUACCACCACGGGUCCUAACACACCCACCACCACGCCUACUGCUCCCCCACCACCUCCCCAUGGUGGUCCCCAGCCCCAGGCCAGGGUUGUGUUCACCCGGCCCCCCUUUGCACCCAACAUGCCCCCUCCAGCCUUCGGCACCCGGGGAACCACCAUCAAUGUGAGGGCUGCCAUGCCGGGCCAGCAGCCAGGACAGGCUUUCAACCCUGCCGCUCUCAACCAGAUGAUUAGUGGACUGGUUGGACAGCUUUUGCUGCCGGGACAAAUGGCUGGUCAAACAGUCACAUCCUCCUCCUCCACAUCCACAUCUUCCUCAUCCUCCUUUUCUUCCUCCUCUCAAACUUCCUCAGCCUCCUCCUCCUUUUCUUUCUCCAACUCGGGUCCAACUCCUCCGCCUACCGCAAACACUACAACUCCAGCGAGCCAAUCGGAGACCAACACUAGUGAGGCCCAGUCCCAGGAGAUGCCCCCAGACCUCAGCCAGCUCUUGGGUUCUCUCCUUGGAGUAGCCGGCGGUGCCGGUGCGGGCCCUGUAGGGGCCCCUUCGAUUACUGUCACCACAUCUGGUGUCCCAGCCUUCAUCCAGGGAGUGAGUGAAUUCAUGCAGCAGGCCCAACCCAUCUUCUCUCCACCCCCACCUCCCUCUGGCACCACUCCUGCUCCUGCUGCAGGGCCCAACCCCAACCCCGCCGGAGCCGGAGCCGAAGCCCUGAACCCGGAGCUGUUCACAGGCAUCGUCCGUGGAGUCCUGAGCACCAUGAUGGGCUCCCUGGGCCAGGCCCAGAACGACACGGAGAGCAUUGCCCAGUUCAUGCAGAGGCUGUCCCAGGCAACCAACAUUUUCAUCAGUCCUGAGGAUCCCACCGGGUUUUUUGGAGAGCUGUUGAUGUUGGUGUGCCAGACGUUCACCAUGUCAGACCUGGUGAUGCUGCUUCAUGGCCAGCACCAGCCCCUCGGACGCAUCCAGCCUCAACUGUCCCAGUUCUUCACGCAGAACUACCUCAACGGCAGGGAGCCCACCGAUGAGAACAUUGCUGCUGCAGCCAACAGUCUUGUCAACGAACUGGAGGAGUAUAUCAGUGAGAGCUUUAGAGAGUCUUCAGUCACAGUGUUGGAGGGCGUUGACGUCACUCAGACCAACAUGUCCUUCUUCAGACAGCAGCUGAUGCUCAUUGCCACACACAUUCUGCGUUGCACAGAUGACUCAUUUGGGCCCCGGCUGCUACUGAUGUGCAACCAGGCGCUGUUUGAGUGUCUUGCCCUCAACCUCCACUGCCUGAGAGGAGACCAGAGAGCCCUCACUGCAGUCAUCAACCACCGAAUACGGAGGAUGUCCAGUGACAUCAGCCCCAGUCUGGUCAACUGGAUGACCAGCAUGAUGACGAUGAGGCUGCAGGUGAUUCUGGAGCAUAUCCCCAUCACACAGGAGCAGAUCCAGAGCUACAUAGUUCACACACAGAGAGAUCCGUCUUCUGCAACUGGCACACAAGAGCCCGAACAAGCACAAAGUGCAACGAUCGGGGACAUCCUCUCACCUGCUGCAGCCACCACAGCAGAGGAGGCCAUGUCGGUGUCACACGACACGAGGGCGUCGUCACAGGAAACAAGGGUGUUGCCUGGAGACCUGGGAACCUCAGGAGGAGCUGCACCAUUAGGUGGCGACAUGGCAGCAGCGGGAGCUGAGGGAGGGAGCGAGGACUCUGCUCGAGACUCAGAGGCCUGGGCAGCUGCUGUUCCACCUGAGUGGGUUCCCAUCAUCAGGUGUGACAUGAUGACCCAGAGGAAGAUGAAGGCUCAGCCCCCGCUGUCUGACGCUUAUCUGCAUGGCAUGCCAGCUAAACGCAGGAAGACGGGACUGGGUGGCGGAAGCCUCCUCUCCCUCUCUGAUGCGGUGAGUCAAGCCGCCAGGGCAGCCGGCGUGAAGCCCAUCACUUCUGCGGAGCGGUUACAAGACGACCUGGAGACCCAGGAGCUGAAGGAAGCGUAUGCAGAACAGGUUAAAGCAGACAUUAAGAAACGAGUGAGGGAAGACCCGGAUUUCACCUCUCAGCACUCCCCUAACGCACACAGAGCGUUCUCAUCAGACUCAUAAUCCAGUCCAACUGAUAAGAAACCUGCAAGACGCCAUUUUCCUCUUCAUUCUUUUUCUUGGAUCUUCAUUCGACUUCCACUCAAUGCAGCUUCACCCUCAAACUGUCUGUAUGGCUUUUUAGGCAGUUAGCAGCUCUCUUGACUAAUUGCAUCAUGCUAAUGUGACUACUUCUCCCAGUGCCUAUUUAUUUCUUUGUGUUUUAUUUUGGUCCAACUUUUGCUGAGAGAAUGUUCUUUGUGAAAAGGUAUCUGAUUUUAAGUUUGACUAAAUCACAUCACUUCUGUUUGGAUAUAUGUGAAUGUGUAUGUCCUUUUUGCCCACAUAUGCUCGUGUUGCUUUGUUAAUAUGGAGCCUGAAUUCUCAUUAUUUAGUGGACUUUAGCCUUCCUGUCAAUACUCUCGACCGCAAGAGUAUACUUUCAUGUAAUGAACAUGCUGUUUGGUACAUGAAUGUACAGUAAGCUUAAUAAAGAUCUUGAUACAACACAA
Messenger RNA from Cottoperca gobio, 4321 nucleotides. It is a transcript of the gene bag6, whose product is annotated as BCL2 associated athanogene 6. Gene Ontology annotation, molecular function: polyubiquitin modification-dependent protein binding; misfolded protein binding. Lineage: Eukaryota; Metazoa; Chordata; Actinopteri; Perciformes; Bovichtidae. The record is from RefSeq and is a predicted model, not a curated record. Gene Ontology annotation, cellular component: BAT3 complex. Gene Ontology annotation, biological process: ERAD pathway. The coding region runs from base 150 to 3833 and encodes 1227 amino acids. The transcript has 25 exons.